AUGUUUCAUAUUCCGUGCGAUGCCGAUCGCUCGUCUUUCGCAAGUUUGGUCACAGUUCUUCAAGCCACGGGGAACGCACCAUACGUUCGCAAGCUGAGUUCUGCCGGGAUAAAGUCCGCUAGGGACUUGGAGAAUGCCCCAAGGUCGCAGAUCCGAGCCAUUAUCGGAGACGUGGCCAUGGAUCGCCUUUUUCUUUCACAGCCAGCUCGAGCCCAGGUUCGCCACGACAUCCCGGAAGUACAUCCAUACGCCAGAGGUUCGCUGCAGAGGAUCGGCCUGGCACCAGGUCCCGAGAACGAGCGGGUGGUCGUGGACUUAGCUCAGGCAGAUCGCGAGUUUCUUCAGGACCGUUUCGCUAAAUCAUCUCAUGCACCACGCGAGAGUCGUUGGGUGACAUGGACCCUUAUGGCCGCAAAGCGACAGAUGUCGCCGCUUCCAGUGACUGUGGAAUUGAUUUUCGCGAUAGGAGCAUUGAUGAAGGUUGGGCGGUACCGCUCUGCUGCCCAAUAUUUCGCUAUUGCAAAAUCGCGCCACAUCGAAGCUGGUCACACAUGGUCGCAGCAGCUCGACUUGGCCCGUGCACAGGCCAUUCGUUCGAUCACGCGAGGCAUUGGUCCUGCAGCAACCAAGCUCAACAUCUCUUUCGACAAUGUUCGUUUGGACUUCAGUUUCGCUCUGACCAAGGCGUACACCGAAAUGGAAGUGCCCAUGUCGCUGAGGGUAAAAGAACCGUUCGCCACGGCGAUUACGGCACUUUGGUUCCUUCUUCGGGGAAUCGAGGUCGCAGGUGUGAAGGGCGAGGAUGUUCGGUUCAAUAGAUCCGAGCGAGCUGUUACAGUUCGACUGCCAGUCAGCAAGACGGACCUCGAAGGCAAGGGUUGUGAGCGACGGCACGUUUGUAUAUGUUCGUUGGAACAUGAUUCACAAUGCCCUUUCGCAGAAGACAGGGUCACGAUGUUUAUGGCUUUACAGAAGUGCAAGUGCAGUUCGGGGAGACACCCUUUGUGCGUGUUUCACGCUUUGCUGGAAAUGGUCGUUCGCAGAAGGAAGUCGGGGUCGUACGACCCAUCCCAGCCGCUUUUCGGUGAUGGCCAGUCCGCAGUCUCCCAACGCCAGUUAACUCAGUUGGCGCGGAUUUGUGCUUUCGUCCUGCAUCAGGAGACGCUGUACGAGUGGUCGCCGACAGCUUUGGAGAAAUGGUCACAACAUUGCUUCCGCGUUUCUGGAGCUCAGCUUUUCGCGAGAGCAGGGGUACCCUUGCCAGUGAUUCAAGUGAUUGGUCGCUGGGGCUCCAUGUCCGUGAUGAGAUACGUGCAAGACGCAAUUUUCGUUCCAGACCAGACUGCUGCACAGGUUCGCUCGGCCCUUGCUUCCGCUUCGAGCUUAGCUAGCGCCUCUUCUUCGAGCCAACCUCAAACGCAAGGGGUUUCUGCUGACUCGGUCGAGUCAGUUGUUCGCCGAGUCGUUGCCGAGUGCUGGCAGAACAAGGCGGUUUUCGUGCAUAAUACGCGGACCAAGUUCGCUCACAAGCCGUGCGAGAAUGAACAGGCUUUGCAGAGCUUCGACUGGGUGUCCGCAUGUGGUUUCUCCAGAUGUGCUAAUUGCUUUGCUGAGGAACAAGCGGUUCGCAGCUCUCAGGACCAGCAGCCAGACCUGGCCACCUCCGCGGGACUCGAUAAACAAGUCAUCGUGUUCCUUCGUGAUCGCGGAGUCACAAGCUCGGGAGUCUUGUACCACCUGUUUUCAGAACGAUCAAAGAUUGGUCGCACCUUGGAGCCCCUCAAGGUCGGAGUGAAGAUCGGCGAGAAUACUCUCAAGAUGGACGAGGUCGCCCUGGACGUGGCGACGGCCUCCCUCGAGCACAUCGUCGACGAGAUUGAGUUCGCGAGGGCAGCACAACUGCAACCUACAACGGCACCGCCUAGUUCGCAGCCUGCACAGAGUUCGCCCGCUACGUCGACGACAGAUCCGUCGAAGGCUCCGAAAACGUUGCCCAAAGGAUAUUGGGCCAAGCGCAUCAAGGACUUCGAAAGUUCGCAGAUAGAGGGUCGCAACCGGGUUUUCCCGGUGCACCUUCUGGUCGGCGCGGAGGAGACGCUCGCCAGGAUGGUCUUCGAGGCCGAGAGUUCGCGAUUGUUCACUCCCGUUAAAUUGGGAGAGGUGAUCUCGUCCAGGAAUUUCACGCCGAGUCGCCAAGUGAACCCGUUCGCGAAGACAGAGGACCGCUUCACGGAGGCUUUGUCGCUCGACCACAGUGGCGCCUUGGUUCGCAGGGACCGCCGCAUCCCCGAGCCCCAGAAAGCCCUCACAGUCAUUGACGCGCUCGAGGCAGUGAGAUGGGCCAUGAUUUUCGCUCGGUGGGGGGAGGAGUUCGUCAUCGGCCAGUUCGUGGACUUUUUCAUCAACCUCGUUCGCAACAACCAGAACAAGAUCCCCCAGAUCCGCGAGUACUACCGCAAAUCUUCUUGGGAUCUGGCGAUGCAUCUUCGCGCAGAGGGUUCGUUCCAGGAGGGCGUCAACAAGAUCAUCACUAGCACGGAGCGCCACGACGCCCUUGCGAAGUGGAUGCCUCCCGACGGCAAGGGCAAGGGCAAGGGCAAGGACGCUGACGGCAAGGGCAAGUCGAAGGACUGGUACCGGGACAGCCAAUACGGCAACGCAGUCCGCUCAGGUAGCGCGUCCAGUUCGCAGCAGACUCCCACUCAGCUUUCCGUUUCGUCCAAGCACGACACCUUGCCGCGAGGAGUGGUCCCAGAAGUGCCCAAGCAGACUCCGGCACCCGCGAAGCCACUAGCCGCCACAGGUCGCCACGAGGUUACCAGCCAACCUCCGCAGUCUACUGGCAGCCAGCAGCCACCGUUCGCUCAGGCCGCGAACUCAGGACACAAGUCAGGCAAGGUCGCAUUGCUUUCCUUUUUCGACGGCAUCGGCAGUGCCCACCAGUCACUUCUUGACCUUCAGAUUCGGCCGGUCGUAUCGUGGUCAUGGGAACUAGACGAAGAUUGCCACAAGGUGGUUCGCUCUAGACAUCCGGAGGUCAUACAGCAAGGAGAUGCGAUGUCCGCAGAUCCAGUCAAAGCGGCUGCAGCUUUACAAGAACAGUGCCCCGCAUCGACAUUCGUCCUGAUCGCAUGCGCACCGCCGUGCCCCGAUUUUUCACAGAUCAAAGGCGAGGCAGCGAAAGGGACAGCAGGUUCGGAGGGCCAGAAGUUCGCCAAGUGGGUCCACCAGUGGUGGAGACCGUUUAAGCAGACUUGCAAGCUCAAGUUCGCGCUGAUCCUAGAGAACGUCGUCAUGGCCAAAGAGACUCAAGCAGCACUUGACGACUUGUUGGGCACGAGAUCGUUCGUCUGUGAUGCAGCCACAUUCGGGCUCGUGAAUGGCCCGCUGGCGCCGGUGGAACCGCCAGUGGGAGUUGGUGCCGUCAAGUUCGAGGUCGAGUCGGGUUCUGUUCGCUUUCCGUGCUUGACCACGCCAGCGCCUACUUCGGAGGGUCGCCCUCCUCCUCCCAAGAGGAAGCGAGAUGAGUCUCCAGAGACCUUGAGCCGAUGGCGCAAGGAUGGACAACAGUUCGCACCGUGGCAGUACCGGGCGUACGCCCUGGUCGAAGAAAAGGGCAAGCUCGGCACUCCAUCGUCGGCGGUUCGCGAAUUUCUCCACGAUUUUCCGGAAGGAUAUACCAAAGCAGCCCCCGAAAGGUCGCGAUGCAAACAAAUGGGGAACUCGUGGCACCUGCCAACUAGCAGGUUUCUUCUGUUCGUGAUCCUGCUCGCCGCCAAGGUCGUCGAGGUGACUUCCCAACACGCUCGCCAGUGGUACGACGAGAAGCCUUUUCCGACGUUCGAGCUCCGGUACCAUCCCGAUGGGUCGCGGCCGUUUCUCCGGGCAUGUUCAUGGUGGCGACGAAGUGGUUGCAAGUGGGAUCCGAACGAACCCGAACAGGUUCGCCUUGCAGGUCCCUCCGACAACGAGUUGGCCCAUGUCGCUUGGUCCACGUCGUUGACGUGGGAGGAAGCGUUCCCCGUCAACGUGAACCCUUGCCUCGAGUUCGCUUUUCAGCAACAAGAACGCAUGGGACCGAAGCUCAACCAAUGGCGAAGCGAGGUAGUCGACGACAUCUCAAAGUUCGUGGACGAGCUGGAGAGCGAGCAAGUUGAGUGGAUGUCGUCGGCACCGCCCCACGUCCAGGAGGUCUACAAGCAAGGCACGACCAAGUUCGCCGUGAAGUUGCUCGCGUUCGCACAUUUGCUGUACCUCCUCGAGUUUCCGGAGUGGCAGGACUUGGUCAGCGAGCUCUUUUGGGGUUUCAAGCUGCUUGGGUCGUUACCGCCGGGGAGCGAAUGGCUCUUGCGACAGGACAGCAAGUACUCCUCACCCUGGUCCAGAGAACAGUUCGUUUCUUUCAACAAAGCACAUGCUUCGCGACUUCUCGCCUCCUCAAGCGUCGAUGAGCACUCGGCCGCAAUCAAGAAAGAAGUUCUCGUAGAAAAAGAAAAAGCGAGGUUCGCAGGCCCAUUCUCAGACGAGUGGCUGCGUCAACAAGCUUCCGAUCACCAGGUCUUCGUCGCCAAGGCCUUCCCCGUGGUUCAAGGAGACAAAGUUCGCAGAGCAGAUGAUUGGCUCAGGAGUGGCCAUAACGCUACAGUAUGGGCCUCGGACUGUCCGCCGUAUCAAGGGACGCCCACAGUCGCAUCUAUGGUGAGGAAUGCGCUACCAGAAGAAAGCGGCAGCGAUCGGGUCUGGCUUCACCAGGUCCUUCCUUUCGGAUCUUCCGGAUCAGUAUGGGGAUACAUUCGUUUCGCCGAUGCAGUUUGCUUCUUGUCGAUUUCGCUUCUCAACAUAGCAGCCGCUCAUUUCGUGGACGACUUCUACAAGUGCGAGUCCGAAACAACGGCCACACCUUCGUUCGCAUCCUUCCAGAAGCUCCACCGCAUCAUCGGCACGAAGAUGAAGGAGGCGAAGGCCAAACCCCCAGCGAAGUCACAGACCUUGCUGGGGGUCGAAUGGAAGAUCACUGACAAGUACUUGUUCGCUUCGCCAGGCAAGCACCGCAUCGACAAGCUGUCCGAGCAAAUCAGCCAGAUCUUAUCAGCCGACCUUUUGCAUCCGCAUGAUGCCGCCAAGCUCGCCGGCAAGCUAAAUUUCGCUUGUUCGUGGGUGUUCGGUCAGGUCGGCAAGGCCUUGCUUAAACCUUUGUUCGCUCGACAACAUAGCGGCCUACAGAGACCUAUGGCCCUGGGUUCCCCGUUGAGAUCGGCGCUUAAGGAACUUUCGAAGCUUCUCCCGAACCUCAGGCCGAUGCAAAUCCCGCUACGACCUUCAGAAGUGCCCGUGUUCGUACUGUACGCGGACGCGUACAUUACAUUGUCAGGUUCAGUUCGCGCCGCAAAUCGUUGGCUCAGAGAAGGGGUUCCGCACUCAGUCUUGAAGGGCAGCACCAACGGUUGGGGAGCGGUUUUCUUUUCGCCAACAGGAGAACGACUAGCUUUCCGGUCAGAAGUUCCGCAGGACGUUCUCGAGAAGACGGCAACAUCCAAGGCUUUCAUAUUUUGGUUGGAGAUGCUGGCCCAAGUUCUGUCAAUGAUCGCGGUUGCCUCUCAAGUUCGCGGACAUGUCCUUUGCUUCGUGGACAAUUCGGCAGCAGAGCAUGCUCUCCAGAAAGGCUUCUCGAAGGACGGCCUGUUCACAAAAGUGCUCGGGUGUUUCGCAAGAUUCUUGGCCUCAAAGAGCAUCGCUUUGAGUUUUCACCGCGUUCCGUCUGCAGCCAACGCAUCCGACGGAGUUUCUCGAGACGAUUGGUCGCUAGCUACAACGCUUGGUUGUGUCCGGCAAGAGCUCCAGUUCGCCAAAGCCUACGACUGGCUCCGGCUUCUCCCAGAACUGCCCGAAGACGCUCUCUUCACCGAGUUCGGGAAGUUCGCUGAAGACUUGUGCGCGCAGAGAGUGGAGGAACAGCGCGCGAGAGUGGAGUGA
This is a messenger RNA of Symbiodinium necroappetens, 5973 nucleotides long. NCBI's taxonomy places the organism in Eukaryota, Dinophyceae, Suessiales, Symbiodiniaceae. The record is from the annotation of a GenBank genome assembly.